CCAGUUUAGCGGGCUCGUACCCCGCCAGUCUGCUUUGAUACACAGCCGCGAACGAACACAGGCCCUCCGGGCGAGUGGUGCGGUGUGCUAAUUAUAGCGAAGAAAAACCUGAUCCCACCUGUCGAUCAAAUCCGAGUUGUUCAUUCUAGUGAUUAAUAAAUAAGUGACGAUCGGGAUGGCGCGACCGCAAGUGCUAUUACUCAUUAGUGUUCUAUGCGUUAACUCAGCCGUGGGGCAGUUCAAUCAAUGUUUUGGCCAGCAGCAGUGCGUGGAGUUUAACAGUUGUUCCGACUUUAGGAACUAUUAUGGAGUUUCGGCAUUAAAGUGGCCCCGAUCGGUUCAGGAACAGGUCAAGAACCGCCUCUGCAAGGUGGAACUACGUGGGCACGAGAGGGUUUACAGUAUCUGCUGCAGUCCACCCAAGAGCCAAUACGCCAACACAGCAUCACCUCCCUGGGGUCAGCAUCAGACAACAUCGGUUACCAAACCCAAAGGGCUGGCUCUGCUGGAUAUGAAAUCAUGUGGUAAAGACAGUAAAGAAAAAAUUGCCUUCGGAAAGAAAGCCCAAGUCUUUGAAUACCCCUGGAUGGCAUUACUCCUGGAUGAGGGUGGAGAAAUUAGAUGUGGAGGUACCUUGAUUGCCGAAAGUUAUGUUCUCACAGCAGCCCACUGUAACCGCCCGCCUGUCACAACGGUAAGACUUGGGGAGAACGACAUUAGCAAACCAAUCGAUUGUAAUUACUCCGAAGAUGGACCGGAUUGUGCGGAUCCACCUCAGAAUAUCGAGGUAGGCAAAUUCAUCAGGCACCCACUGUACAGCACAUCCAAGCGAAGAAACGACAUAGCUUUGAUCAGACUGGCAACGCCGGCCAAAUUAAGCUAUAGUGUUCGAACAAUCUGUCUACCCAUUGGGGCAAUGGUACGCAACCCGGAGCCGAAGGAAAUGAUCGUGUCAGGAUGGGGCUUUACUGAGCAUGGCAAAACGUCCAAUGUGCUGCAGUACGCCACUCUAUCACUGAUACCUACCAGUCGCUGCAGUAGCACUUUAAUGGCACUGAGCGAUGCCAUCUCACUGGACGAAGCUAGUCAGUUUUGCGCCAAAGGCAAGAACAAAGUGGACAACUGCGCUGGAGAUUCUGGUGGACCGUUGCUCUACAACUCACGCCAGUCGUCUGCGGUUCAGUACGGAAUUGUCUCCUUCGGGGUGAAUUCGUGUGGAGAGCAAGGGGCACCCGGAGUUUAUACCAAAGUCUCGCACUAUAUUGACUGGAUAGCGCAAAACCUGGAAUAAACUAUUUUUGUUUUUGAA
Topomyia yanbarensis is the source of this 1309-nucleotide messenger RNA. RefSeq names its product melanization protease 1-like. The transcript has 5 exons. The record is from RefSeq and is a predicted model, not a curated record. Gene Ontology annotation, molecular function: serine-type endopeptidase activity. Gene Ontology annotation, biological process: proteolysis. Bases 176 to 1291 code for a protein of 371 amino acids. Lineage: Eukaryota; Metazoa; Arthropoda; Insecta; Diptera; Culicidae.